ACGAAGGGGAUGGAAAUCACAUUAGAAAUCCCCACCCAAGGCCACGCCCGGCCUACGCAGUAUAUAGACGAUGGGCCGUCCCAAGUCUCCGGGUCCCAGAUCAGAUCUCUCGCUCAUCCGACCUAGACUUCAACGCCGACGAUCGUCAUCCAAGCACAGUCCAGCACUAAUAAGCGUAUUACCCACGAGGACAACAUGGCGUCAGCGCCGCACUCAUCAUCAUCGUCCAUCACGGCGACCGAGGCCGAUGUUGAGGCCCAGAAGCCUGUCAACAAGGCCAACUACUUCCACCUCCUCUUCGACCAGGCUGGCGUGACAGAGGCCGUUCUCGAACGCAAAUACCCCGGACAGGGCACCGACGAGGCCCCCUACGUCGUCGACUUCCUCCCCGAGGAUGCCCACAAUCCCCAGACCUUCCCCAAGUGGAAGAAGUGGACGUACACCAUCGAGCAGGCCCUCGCUACCCUGGCCGUCGCCUUUGUGAGCACGGCCUACUCUGGUGGUAUCGCCGAGGUCAUUCGCGACUUCAAGGUGUCGACCGAGAUUGGUAUCCUGGGUGUUUCUCUCUUUGUCGUUGGCUUCGCCGUCGGUCCCCUCAUGUGGGCGCCCCUGUCUGAGCUGUACGGACGUCAGUACCUCUUCAUCGCCACCUACAUCGCCCUCACUGCCUUCAACGCCGGUGCCGCCGGUGCCCAAAACAUUGAGACGCUCAUCAUUCUACGCUUCUUCGCCGGCACGUUUGGUGCCUCGCCCAUGACCAACGCCGGCGGUGUCAUUGCCGACAUGUUCAACGCCAACGAGCGCGGCCUGGCCACGGCCAUCUUUGCUGCCGCCCCCUUCCUUGGGCCGUCUAUCGGCCCCAUUGUUGGUGGUUUCCUCGGCGUCGCUGAAGGCUGGCGCUGGAUCGAGGGUCUCAUGGCCAUCUUCACCGGCAUCCUCCUCAUCGUCGUCGGCCUGACCGUCCCCGAGACGUACGCGCCCGUCCUCCUCCGCCGCCGCGCCGAGAAGCUCGCCAAGAUCACGGGCAAGAACUACAUUUCAAAGUACGAGGCCCACGCGCCCCGCAAGACCGUCGCCCAACAGUUCAAGGUCGCCCUCUCCCGCCCCUGGAUCCUCCUCUUCAAGGAGCCCAUCGUCCUCCUGACCUCCAUCUACAUGGCCAUCGUCUACGGCACCCUCUACAUGCUCUUCGCCGCCUUCCCCAUCGUUUUCCAGCGCGGUCGUGGCUGGUCCCCCGGCGUCGGCGGUCUGGCCUUCCUCGGUGUCGCCGUCGGCAUGAUCUUCGCCGUCAUCUACACCGGCUUCGACAGCCGCCGCUACCUCAAGGUCUCGGCCGCCCACGGCGGCUUCGCUCCGCCCGAGGCCCGUCUCCCGCCCUCCAUGGUCGGCGCCUGCCUGCUCCCCAUCGGCCUCUUCUGGUUCGCCUGGACAAACGGCCCCGAGAUCCACUGGGUCGUCUCCAUCAUCGCCUCAGGCUUCUUCGCCGCGGGUCUCGUCCUCGUCUUUCUGAGUCUGCUCAACUACCUCAUCGACUCGUACGUCAUCUUCGCCGCCUCCGUCCUGGCCGCCAACUCGGUCAUGCGGUCCCUCUUUGGCGCCGCCUUCCCCCUCUUCACUACACAAAUGUACGAGAAUCUCGGCAUCCACUGGGCUUCGUCCAUCCCGGCCUUCCUCGCCCUCGCCUGCCUGCCCUUCCCCUUCCUCUUUUACAAGUACGGCCCCGUUAUCCGCGCAAAGUGCGCCUUCGCCGCCGAGGCCGCCGCCGUGCUGGAGCGCAUGCGCAAGACGCACGAGGAGGUUAACGAGGACGAGGCCAUGGCGGAGGAGCAAGAGCACGAGAAGGAGCACAAGCGCAACAAGUCCGUCGAUGGCGGCGUCUUGUCCGAUGACGAGCAGACCGUCCAGGGCGAGCCCGAGACUCCCAAAGCCUAAAAUCUAUGCGACGUAUCUGCACGACGCACUAGACGACAUUUCUUCACUACGUAUUAGAAUAGAUGGAAGCAUGGAUAGACGAUGAUACCCGGAGCGGCACGUGUCACGGCAUGAUGUUAGCAUUUACA
This is a messenger RNA of Colletotrichum godetiae, 2060 nucleotides long. Its product is annotated as major facilitator superfamily transporter. The record is from RefSeq and is a predicted model, not a curated record. Lineage: Eukaryota; Fungi; Ascomycota; Sordariomycetes; Glomerellales; Glomerellaceae. The transcript has 2 exons. Gene Ontology annotation, cellular component: plasma membrane. Gene Ontology annotation, biological process: transmembrane transport. Gene Ontology annotation, molecular function: transmembrane transporter activity. The coding region runs from base 196 to 1932 and encodes 578 amino acids.